Mizuhopecten yessoensis (Yesso scallop) is the source of this 2459-nucleotide messenger RNA. RefSeq names its product laccase-5-like. The transcript is spliced from 3 exons. The coding region runs from base 104 to 2206 and encodes 700 amino acids. Gene Ontology annotation, molecular function: oxidoreductase activity; copper ion binding. NCBI's taxonomy places the organism in Eukaryota, Metazoa, Mollusca, Bivalvia, Pectinida, Pectinidae. The record is from RefSeq and is a predicted model, not a curated record. Gene Ontology annotation, biological process: iron ion transport. Gene Ontology annotation, cellular component: plasma membrane.
AUAGGGUAUCAUCAAAGCAUGCCAAACCUGCUUAACGUCAGAGAGUGAUUUGCUAGUGGUGAAGCAUAGAAGGAAACAGUAAUACUCUGGACAUUCUGCUGCAAUGGUCUUCCUCGCCGUUCUCGCUAUCCUGGCUGUGUCCGUUGGCUCUGGCCUCGGAUAUGAGUGUGAUAGGGCAGCCUCUGUUUGUGAAACGACUUUAGUGAUCGAAAAAAGAUUGACGAUGAUGCGCGAUGUUGAGGAGCAAGUUUACCCUUAUAACGGCAAAAUCUACAAAUACGACGUAGUUGAUCCAUCAAAAGCUACUCCCAUCCCUACUGAUGAAGUUAUGACAGCUGACGGCUGGGAGGAAAAUAGACUCGUCGUUGUCGCCAAUGAAACUCUUUCCGGUCCCCCGAUCAUUGUGUACAAGGGACAACGCUUGAUAAUCCAUGUCAUUAAUAUGCUUUAUUCGGACACAUUGACAAUUCACUGGCAUGGGCUUCACCAGAGCGGAACACCGUGGAUGGAUGGUGUCCCAUUUGUCACACAGUGUCCAAUCCUCUCCGGCCAGAAGUUCACGUAUGACUUCACACUCGACCAAACAGGAACCUACUGGUAUCAUUCUCAUGUAGGCAAUCAGCGUACCAAGGGAAUCAACGGAGCUCUGGUGAUACGAGAACGGGACCAAACAAUGAAGGAACAUAUCAUGACAGUUCAGGACUGGAACCAUUUCUGGGGUGCCGAUAUGGAUCACCUUAAGUUGAAGUAUGGCGAUUUCUGGAACCGAGUACCCGAGGAAACAAGAACAUCUGUCGAUGGUGGUUUCUUCGAUCCAUUCUAUGCUACCUCUGUUCUGAUAAACGGAAGAGGUAGAUACUACACAAACACAACGACAGGAGAAAACAAUGGCGCUCCACUGUCAGUGUUUUCCGUAGUUCGAGGAGAAGCAUAUAGAUUUAGGGUUAUAAAUGUUGGAGCAAUAUAUCCCAUUAGAGUAUCAGUAGACAAUCACCCUCUAACACUUGUCGCAUCAGAUGGUUACGAUGUCAAACCUGUGGAUGCAGAAUCAUUCAUAAUCAAUCCAGGGGAAAGAUACGACUUUAUUUUAACAGCAAACCAGAGUGCUACAAACUACUGGAUACGGGCAGAAACACUUGAAACUAAAUUGCAUAGGGUAGAAGCUAUUCUUCGCUACAGUGGAGCACCAGAAGCAGAACCCACCACGUCCAAGCGACCUUGCACACCGACAGAAAGAUGCCUGGUUGUCAACUGCCCAUUUUCAAGUUAUCCAUUAGGUGAACACACCGACUGCCUCCGAUUUGAUCAUCUCAGGUCAGCUGUGGACGACGACCCGGCGCCAGAGCCAACAUCUGCUGAUACAUUUAAAGAACAUUAUCUGAAUUUUGCUCUACCAACGGAAAUAUCCUCAAUUAAUGGAAUCGAGUUCGAAGAUCCCCCUGUUUCAGCUUUGACACAGCCAUACGAGAUCGAGACGUCUUGCGACAAAGUAGACUGUGGCGAGGACAAAACUUGUAAGUGUACUCAUUCACUGACCACUAAACACAACGACGUCGUACAACUUGUAUUGAUGAAUAUGGGCAUAGGUACAGGUGAUGCGCACCCAGUUCACCUCCAUGGCUAUUCUUUCUACGUACUGAAAAUGGGGUAUGCUACCUACAACAAGACGACCGCAAAAUAUAUAUCUCGGAACAUGGACAUAGAUUGUAGAGGUGGUGGAGAAGCAACCAGCUAUUGUAAUAACGCCACUUGGAGUAAUCCAAACUGGCAGGGAAACAAUGUUCCUGGCUUGGAACUGAAAAACCCUCCUCGAAAGGAUACACUGAUCGUCCCUAGCGGUGGAUACGCUAUAAUACGGAUCAAGGCCGAUAAUCCUGGAGUUUGGAUCAUGCACUGUCACAUCCAGUAUCAUGCAACGCUUGGUAUGAAAAUGCUAUUGAACAGCUCGUAUCCAUUACAUCCAUCACCACCAGUGGGCUUUCCAGUUUGCCACGACUUCCCACCAUCACCCUUCCGGGAGAACCUCUAUAGCUGUCAUCCUACCACAAAAGUUCCUCAUCAAACCGUUACUGAUGUCCAUCGACCGACGACAACCUUGGAACCAUUCGGAGGUGAAGGUCCAAUUGUAGGUCGAAGACGCCGGGGAUCUAGGAACGCAUAUAUACCUGCACCAGAACUCCCAGAAUCUCAAAGGAAUAAUCAGUGAGAAGCAUAGGUCCCUAACCUGAGGAGACCGGUGAAAGGCGAAAUGCAGGAUUCUUUUUCUUUAUUCAAAUAAUGACAGAAAUGCAUACUGUGUGUGUGUUAUUCAGUGAUUUAGCGACAAAGAAAACAAUACAUCAUUAUUCGACAUUUGUUUCCAACGGGCAAAAAGACAGAAAUUACAUGUCUGAAUAUCGACUGUUUUGUAGUAAUCAAUGUAACUUUACAAAAUUAAAUUUCAAUCUUGCUUAUGCUUG